Molecule: messenger RNA, 975 nt
Organism: Spea bombifrons (plains spadefoot toad)
Lineage: Eukaryota; Metazoa; Chordata; Amphibia; Anura; Pelobatidae
Product: olfactory receptor 2AT4-like
Exons: 1
Coding region: 7-975 (322 amino acids)
Biological process (GO): G protein-coupled receptor signaling pathway
Cellular component (GO): membrane
Molecular function (GO): G protein-coupled receptor activity; olfactory receptor activity
Source: RefSeq, a predicted model, not a curated record
AAGACAAUGGCCAAUCAUUCGGAAACAUUCAACGUUAUACUAGUUGGAUUUCCUGGACUCCAAGAAAAGUUCCACAUUUUGGUGUCUGUUUUACUGUUUGUGGUAUACGUUGCAUCAUUGGCGGCCAACGGCACUGUGGUGUGCUUGAUAAUCGUGAAAGAGCAUCUACACCACCCUAUGUAUCUGACCAUCGCCAACCUAGCAGCUUCCGAUCUGUUAUUUGAUACGUUAACGUUACCCAAAAUUAUUGCCCGAUAUUGGUUUGGAAGCGUGUCUAUGUCCUUCUCCGAAUGUUUGUUCCAGAUGUUCAGCGUCCAUCACCUGGGCAGCAUGGACUCCUUCAUCAUGAUGUUGAUGGCCAUUGAUCGUUACGUUGCUAUUUGUAAACCUCUACAAUACCCCUCCAUAAUCACCAACAAACUAACUGGCAUGUCUUGUAUCAUCGGCUGGGUCAUACUAACUACACCAUCGAUGGUGCCUGUUAUUCUAAACUCCCAAAUCUCUUACUGUGGUCGUAAUAAAAUUAACGGUUGUUUCUGCACCAACAUAGCUAUCACUUUAUUGUCAUGUAAGGACAUUACGCCCACCAAGCAGCUGGCCUUUGGUCUUGCCAUGGUUGUCCUCCUGGUCCCCCUAUUUAUUAUUAUAAUGUCUUACGUCAUCAUUAUCAAGACGAUUCGGGCAAAUCACUCUGAAAAUUGGCAGAAGGCAUUUUAUACUUGUGCCACGCACCUGAUCGUGAUUGUGCUUUACUAUACCCCUCGGGUGUUUAUUUACACAGCCAAUCAAGUCCAGUUAAUCCUUGACCCUGACCUCAAUGUAGUUAUCCUGUGUCUCUAUACAUUUAUCCCACAUAUAGCCAACCCUGUCAUAUACUGUCUCCGAAACAAAGACAUCAAACGUAUACUUGGAAAGCGCCUGACAAGACACAUACAUGUCGACAUUAAAGACCUAAGCGUAAUAACCAAAUCAUGA